UUGUUCAUAAGCAAAAGCGUAGGAACGUAUGGAAACUGAAAUCACAGAGGAAGUCUUGUGCCUAUGCGAGUUUCUUGGUUUCACAGCAGCAGAGCAAUUCGCUAUCCACUUCGUCCUGAAACUACGUCCUUUCGAUCCCAAUCUUUGCUUCCCUGGAGUAGAGAAAUGCCUGCACAAAAGGUUGAGACUGGCCACCAGGACACAGUCCAUGAUGUGGUCAUGGAUUACUAUGGUAAGCGCCUCGCCACAGCUUCAUCCGACAACACAAUUAAGAUAAUUGGGGUGAGCAAUUCAUCCUCUCAGCAUCUAGCAACCCUGACUGGUCACCAGGGACCAGUUUGGCAGGUUGCUUGGGCUCAUCCAAAAUUCGGGUCUUUACUUGCUUCCUGUUCUUAUGAUGGGCGUGUCAUACUGUGGAAGGAAGGUAAUCAGAAUGAGUGGACCCAAGCUCAUGUUUUUGAUGAUCACAAAUCCUCUGUGAACUCAAUUGCUUGGGCUCCUCAUGAACUCGGUCUUUGUUUGGCAUGUGGUUCUUCUGAUGGGAACAUCUCAGUUUUCACUGCAAGGUCUGAUGGUGGCUGGGAUACCUCGAGGAUCGAUCAAGCUCACCCAGUUGGUGUCACCUCUGUUUCUUGGGCUCCCUCAACAGCCCCCGGUGCUCUUGUUGGUUCUGGUCUGCUUGACCCUGUCCAGAAGCUGUGUUCUGGUGGUUGUGAUAACACUGUAAAAGUGUGGAAGCUUGGUAAUGGCAUUUGGAAGCUGGACUGCUUUCCGGCUCUUCAUAUGCAUGUUGAUUGGGUCAGGGAUGUUGCUUGGGCACCCAACUUGGGACUACCAAAAUCAACCAUUGCCAGUGCCUCACAGGAUGGUAAAGUGAUUAUAUGGACCGUGGGCAAGGAUGGGGAUCAAUGGGAAGGUAAGGUGCUGCAUGAUUUCAAUGCACCUGUUUGGAGGGUCUCAUGGUCGCUGACUGGAAACAUAUUGGCUGUGGCUGAUGGGAACAACAGCGUGACAUUAUGGAAGGAAGCAGUAGAUGGGGAAUGGCAACAGGUGACAACAGUUGACCCAUAGAAACUUGUUUUCGAACUUUUCUUCUGUUACAGCAGAUUAUAUAUGAACCUCUUUAACAAUGAAGCUCAUUUCAUUAAAGUAUCAUAAAAAUUAUCAGUUUUGAUUGACGUUGAUGAACCCUAAAAGUUUCAUACUGUGUUACUGUUGAUAUGUCUGUACGAGUGAUAUGCACUACAAUCAGUUUGACUGUUUUGGUUCUAUUGACAUUUGGACAUGGUUUGAUUUGCAAGUCCUUAUUUUCUUUCGAUAUUUAUAAAAUAUUUUGCAGCCGCGCAA
Malus domestica (apple) is the source of this 1347-nucleotide messenger RNA. Its product is annotated as protein transport protein SEC13 homolog B-like. Gene Ontology annotation, molecular function: protein binding; structural molecule activity. The record is from RefSeq and is a predicted model, not a curated record. Gene Ontology annotation, biological process: protein import into nucleus; COPII-coated vesicle budding. Gene Ontology annotation, cellular component: nuclear pore outer ring; COPII vesicle coat. Lineage: Eukaryota; Viridiplantae; Streptophyta; Magnoliopsida; Rosales; Rosaceae.